This is a messenger RNA of Rotaria sordida, 1167 nucleotides long. The record is from the annotation of a GenBank genome assembly. NCBI's taxonomy places the organism in Eukaryota, Metazoa, Rotifera, Eurotatoria, Philodinida, Philodinidae.
AUGGACAACUUCACAGACUCUAUUGACGAUAUUUCUCUAGACGAUUUAUUCCCAAACGGAGAUUAUUCAAGUAUUUUCAAUAGUUUUCCAUUUAGUAAUACUGUAGGAUUGAAUGAUGAUAAUCCAAAUGAUUUUUUAUCAUCCUUACUAUCUAUUAGUAACGAUGAUACAUAUCCUGAAACUACAAAUGGAAAUACUUCAUCAGAACUCUUUCGUUUUUCAUCAGAUGAACAACGAGAUAACCGUGCAAUUAUUGAUGAUAGGCAGAUGAUUCCAAAUCCAACUUUAGAUCAAAAUCUGGAUAUUAUAAAUAUGCCGAUGUUCCAACAAAUUAUUGAAAAUUCAAAUGCAUUAAUGUAUCAAAUGAAUCCAUUUAUAUUUGAAAUUAUUGAUAGUGUCAUGUUUGUUAAACAACAACCGAAGGCAAAUAAUCGUAUACGUUAUGAAUGUGAUGGUUCACGAUUUUUGCCAGACUCACGAUAUCAUCCAAUGUCAAUUAAUUUACCAAAUUUGCAACAUAUUUUAUCAGCUAAAAAUCAAACGUUGGGAAUUAUUAUGACGAUAGUAACAAGUACAGAUAAUCCCAACAAUCAAACAUUUGUUCAUGCUAAUGAUAUUAUUUAUCGUGAAGCAGAUAUGAUAAAAAUUGCAUACGGAUGUAUAUUUAUUCCUUUAAGACAAUCUGACAUAAAUAAUGGCGAAAAAGAAUUUCGACGUCUGUCAAUUUUAUAUAAAAAAUAUAAUGACUAUACGUUUGAUCUUACACCAUUUAAUACAAAUACAAUGUUUGGAACAACAGAGAAAUAUACAAUCUUAAAUGAUCACAACAUGGAAAAAGUUCCGAAAGUAAAGUGUUUUAAAAAGAAUUAUGAUCUAUUAUCAUACAAGUUGGUUUUUCAACUUGCUUUAAAAGAAGAUAAUAUGAUAUUUAUUUCGAAUAUUACAUGUGAAACUGAAAUUGUUCAUGAACAAAUAAUGACACAAAAAUCUAGUAAACGAACAGCAUCAUGUUCAACUGAAAGUCUUUCAGAAGAAGAGUCUAAUUUCGAAAUGCAAAUUUCGAAUUCAUCGAAAAGAUUUAAAUCAUCAACACCACCGUUAAUUGGACUUCCGGUGAUACGUGUUUCAAACCAGUGUAUUAAUUCCGACAUGGAUCAUCAACAAUGA